AUGGCGGGCAUACUCUGCAGUACUUCUUUAGGAAAAUUGAUCCACUGGCUUUCUAGUGGCCAGUUCUUGAGAUUUCCAGAAGAGGAGCCUGGAUUUUGUUUGUCUCCGACAUAUUCAACAGCCGCUAGCGUCGUUGGAAACGUGGAAUCGGACACGUGUGACGCAGAAUGUGAAUCUUCUGAUAAAGAACAUCCUUCAAAAUGGCUCGUUCCGGAAACUACUACUGAUGGCAUGGUACUUGUGGGUUGGUAUUCUGAUGAUGACCCAGGAAAUCCGCACAAUUGGCCUCGCUGGGCCAAGGUCAUGGUGUAUAUUCAGAUAAACUUUUACACUUUCGUCGUCUACAUGUCAUCCGCGGCCUUUACCCCAGCAGAAGUGGAAUUCCAGGCCGAGUAUGGUGUGCCCUCAUCGGUGGGCUCACUUGGCAUGGCUCUGGUUCUUCUGGGUUAUGGGAUAGGACCCUUGCUAUUUGGGCCCUUAUCAGACAAACCGUCGAUAGGCCGCAACCCGCCCUACGUGAUUUCGUUUACAGUUUUUUUGGUAGUCAGUAUCCUUGCGGCCGUUGUCAACAGCGUCCCUGGGUUUCUCUUUCUACGCUUUGCACAAGGAUUCUUCGGGUCGCCGUGUCUGGCAACGGGCCCGGCGUCCUUCGCAGACAUCACAAAUCUUGUUAAGCUACCGAGCGGGUUAUGGAUCUGGGGUAUAUGUGCUGUGUCUGCUCCCACUGUGGCUCCAACCCUGGCAAGUUUAUGUGUCACGUCAAAAGGGUGGCAGUGGAGUAUGUGGUUAAUCGUUUGGUUUGCCGCACCAUGCUUCUUGCUUCUGAUAUUUCUGCCAGAGACAUCAAGCCCGGCCAUUCUAUAUCAACGUUCCAGACGGCUACAAGCUUUGACCGGCAAUGAAGCGUUCAAAUCCAGUUCCGAAAUAAACCACGCGGAGUUGUCCCAAGAGACAUUGUAUGACUUUCUCAUCAUUCCAUGGAAGAUAAACGCCUUCGACCCCGCUAUCCUGUUUACGACACUCUACACCGCAUUGGUGUAUGCCAUUUUCUAUUCCUUCUUCGAAGCGGUGCCUCUGGUAUACCAAGCCGUGUUAAUUACCACACCAUUCUACCUAGCAAUUACUUAUAUUACCAUCAGCCGUCCAUUCAAAGCCGGCAAAAUGCCUUCGCCCGAACAGAGGCUCAUACCCGGGCUUGCUGGCUCACUAGUUGUACCAGCAGGGAUGUUUCUAUUUGCAUGGACUUCAAGCCCAGAGUUUCACUGGAUUGUACCCACCAUAGGGUUCCUGCUUUUCAUGAUAGGCAUGCCCACUCUUCUCCAGUCGAUGUUCGCCUACAUGUCAGUCUCGUAUGGACGAUACGCUGCGAGCCUCUUCGCCAUGAAUGACUUUGCGCGGUCUAUUCUCGCCUUUGCGUCCAUUCUUUGGUCGACCCCGCUCUAUGUUAACCUCGGUAUUGCUAAAGGUGCGAGUCUGAUUGGGGCGUUGACGGUGACCGAUGGUGGGCUGGACAUUGUCGGUGACAACUUGGAAUUGGAGUUCAUGGCGAACUUCGAGCUUAGUAGCCAUAAUGCCGUGUUCUCCCAGGUCGUCCAACUUGGACGGCUGGCGAGAUGUUGCCCGCGACCUUGUCGCCGUUUUACGUAG
Molecule: messenger RNA, 1647 nt
Organism: Aspergillus bombycis
Lineage: Eukaryota; Fungi; Ascomycota; Eurotiomycetes; Eurotiales; Aspergillaceae
Product: putative cycloheximide resistance protein
Exons: 5
Coding region: 1-1647 (548 amino acids)
Biological process (GO): xenobiotic detoxification by transmembrane export across the plasma membrane
Molecular function (GO): fluconazole transmembrane transporter activity
Source: RefSeq, a predicted model, not a curated record